Drosophila ficusphila is the source of this 3001-nucleotide messenger RNA. RefSeq names its product cytosolic purine 5'-nucleotidase (gene Nt5b). The coding region runs from base 467 to 2674 and encodes 735 amino acids. The transcript has 9 exons. Gene Ontology annotation, molecular function: 5'-nucleotidase activity. The record is from RefSeq and is a predicted model, not a curated record. Lineage: Eukaryota; Metazoa; Arthropoda; Insecta; Diptera; Drosophilidae.
GAAAAUCGAAGGGAAAGCAAAAUUGUUGAUAUGCUAAACAUCGCAUCAUCUGGCAGAAAAACAAGCGGAAAAGCAGUCGGAAAAGCGGUCGCAGCACCACGAAAAUAGAAAAAAACAACAACAACGAGUGAAAGCGAAGAAAGAAAAGCUUGCCACACACAUUCUUUGUCGGCGCCGCUCAUUGAUCGGUUUGUUGGAAAUUUUGGAAAACUUUUGAAAAAGCCGAAAAUCGUCGGACAUUGUGUUAUGAAAUCGUCGCCGCGUGCGUGAGUGCGAGUGCGAAAAUAUCUGGAAAAUCGAAAGAAAAACAUUAAAUCAAGCAAGACUAAAUCAAAAACCGAGGAGCAUUGCCGUCUGAAAGUUAAAACCCUCUAGUUAAAGUAGACUCCACGCAGCCAGAAGUUUGUUCCCACACACACACACACUGGCACACACACACACACACCAAUUGUUGGUUAAGUUGGCAAUGAGAAACUUACGCCGUUUAACAAACACUUUGCAGUACCGCCAAUUAACAAGCAGAUUCGAAACAACAGCCACGUUAAGACAACCAACUCACAAAGACCAAAUCGCAAUUGUUCGCUUGAGGCGAGUGUCCCAGAAACCGGGCGAAAUCAUCAUCAGCCAGGGCAUUUCGAAUAGCAGCCACCCAAGGAUCUGCCCCGCCCACACUGGUGUCCCAAAUUGCCAGCGGAACGGCAGCAGAAGCAGCAACAGAAGCAGCAGCGGUAGCACUUGCAACAACCUUAAGUUAAGUUGCUCCUAUGCCAGUUUAGGCAGAAUGCAGGCCACGCCCAGCGAAGAUGCUCAGCCGCAGGAUCCGCUCAAGUCCUUCGAGAGGGACUUCUGCGACCUGCCUCCCUACCAAUGCGACAUGAGUGAUUCCGCACCGAAUACCCCAGGACCCUGCUCAACAUCGGCCCUGCCCAAGAAGUAUUACCGCCAUGCGGCACACAGAGUGUUUGUGAACAGAUCGCUGCAUUUGGAGAACAUCAAGUACUAUGGCUUCGAUAUGGACUACACCUUGGCAGAGUACAAGUCGCCGCAGUACGAGCAGCUGGGCUUCAAUCUCGUCAAGGAGCGUCUGGUUUCGAUGGGCUAUCCCAAGGAGAUCCUGCAGUUCGAGUACGAUCCCACUUUCCCGGUUCGCGGUCUGUGGUUCGACACGCUCUACGGCAAUCUGCUGAAAGUGGAUGCCUACGGCAACAUCUUGGUCUGCGUUCAUGGAUUCGAGUUCAUCAAGCACCACCAGGUGUACGAGCUGUAUCCCAACAAGUUCUUGAAGCUGGACGAGUCGCGUGUUUAUGUCCUCAAUACUCUCUUCAAUCUGCCGGAAACCUAUCUUUUGGCCUGUCUGGUCGACUUCUUCACCAACAGCAGCGAAUUUGUGCGCGUUGAACGCGGCAUCAAAGCUGGCGAUUUCCUUUUCACCUACAAGUCGAUUUUCCAGGACGUGCGUCGCGCCGUCGACUGGGUUCAUUCCGAUGGCGAUCUGAAGCGUCGCACCACACAGAACAUGGCGCACUACGUGAAGAAGGACGAGCGGCUGCCGACGGUCCUGUCCCGCAUCCGGGAGUCGGGGGCCAAGCUGUUCAUGCUGACCAACAGCGACUACACGUACACCAACGAGAUCAUGACCUACCUGUUCGACUUCCCCCACGGAGCCACUCCGGAUGAGCCGCACCGCGACUGGAAGAGCUACUUCGAUGUGAUCGUGGUGGAUGCCCGCAAGCCGCUCUUCUUCGACGAGGGAACCGUGCUGCGGCAGGUGGACACCAAGACCGGGGGCCUGAAGAUCGGCACCCACAUUGGUCCGCUGCAGCCGGGCCAGGUCUACUCCGGCGGUUCCUGCGAGCUCUUCACCAAGUUCAUCAACGCCAAGGGCAAGGACGUGCUCUACGUGGGCGAUCACAUCUUCGGGGAUAUCCUCAAGUCAAAGAAGAUUCGUGGCUGGCGCACGUUCCUCAUCGUUCCCGAGCUGGUGAGGGAACUGCACGUGUGGACCGAUGAGUGCCAGCUGUUCGCGGAGCUCCAGAAUCUGGACAUCAAGCUGGGCGAUCUGUAUCGGGACCUGGACUCCAGUGCCAAGGUCAAGCCGGACAUCUCGCAGCUGCGCACCUGCAUCCGCGACGUGACGCACAAGAUGGACAUGUCCUACGGCAUGAUGGGAUCGCUCUUCCGCUCCGGAUCCCGCCAAACCUUCUUCUCCAGCCAGGUGGUGCGGUACGCCGACGUCUAUGCGGCCACCCUGCUGAACCUCAUCUACUAUCCCUUCUCGUACAUGUUCCGUGCUCCGGCGAUGCUCCUGCCGCACGAGUCCACGGUGGCCCACGACCAGGCCCACCCGCCUCCGCUGGCUCCGGUUCCUGCUUCUGCUCCUGCACCGGGCUCCAUUUCCGGUCCAGCUCCUGUUGCUGGUUCAGUGGGAACGGGCUCCUCCUCGGCGGCCGCCUCGCCGGACGAACCGGCGCGAAUUGUGGCCGGCAACGAGCAGGCCAAGGAACCAAAGGACGCCAAGGAUCUGCACCGCGCGAGCUCUAUUGUGCACACUCGUCCCUCGACGCCGACGGUGGUGACCCACACCCACGACGAGGAUUACUCCGAGGAGGAGGAGACGGCCAGCGGAGCCGAGUCCUCCACGGAGCAGCCCGUUCGCGACGCCUCCGAGGACUAGGAACCCCAACUCCCCCGCAGGAAUGUUUGGAUCAACGAAUUUUCUUCUCAAACUUCCCCCAGAUGUCCCGGAAACCCAAAAUACCCAAACAACCAAAACCCAACUCACCUUCAACCCAAAACCCAAAACCCAUCCCAAAAUCCACAUCGUGGUCGAAGCAAUUGUGAAACGUACGAUUUUUCCUGGCGAUUUUACCCGAGCACAGAUAUGUGAAACUAUAUACCAUAUAUGAUAUAUACCUUAUACAUUAUACAUUAGCUCGUUCCGUACAUAUAAUGUGUAUUUUUUUUUAAUUAAAACCAUAAAUUGCUGUAAUUAAACCAAAAA